Messenger RNA from Mytilus trossulus (common blue mussel), 2855 nucleotides. RefSeq lists its product as uncharacterized. The transcript has 3 exons. The record is from RefSeq and is a predicted model, not a curated record. Lineage: Eukaryota; Metazoa; Mollusca; Bivalvia; Mytilida; Mytilidae. The coding region runs from base 105 to 608 and encodes 167 amino acids.
AUUAAAAAUGUAAUGCAGGCAAUCAAUGGAAACGUUGUUAAUUUUAAAUGAAAUUGAUUUAUACAACUGUAAGGACAGUUUGCACAGUUUAUGAAAAAGUCUAAAUGACUUGUGUCCAAACGUUAUUUUAUGGACUGAUAUAUCUGGUUUUAGGAAUAAAAGAAUGUCUUGCUGGUGAUGUGUGUAUUGAUGAAGGGGAUGCUAUCUACUGUAGCAGUGGCUGUUGUGGCUCCUACAAAGACCACCACUGCUGUUCACAUACAGGACUAAUUGUUGGCAUAGUAGUUUGUGUAGCUGUUAUAACAGGCAUUGUUGUUAUUUACUGUUAUUUAAAACAUCGAAAUAGGAAACGCACACAUGCACAAUUUUUAAGACCAGCUGUACAUGGACAACCUGUUCCUCUUGUGAAUAAUAUAAAUAGAGGUCCAGCAACAAUAGCAGGACCAGCUUUACCGGGAUAUCCGCCACCAUAUGAAUACAGCUACAACCAACCGCCAAUACAACCAAAGGGUCCACCUCCAGCAUAUGAUGUCGUAUACAGGACAGCAGCUGGAAUAGGUGCUACUCCGAGUAACACCAACGGAGGAUAUCCGCCACCUGUUAGCUAGUGACAGAUGUUUAUAAACUUGCAUUGCUGUGAUUUGACAUUUUAUGUGUUAAUUUCAUAAAUGGUUAUAAUGAAUGAUUUCAUGAAAAGUUCAUUGAUUUGGGAAAUGAAAACGAAAUCUUCAAUUGUAAACGCCUUAGGUAUCGACCAUUUAUAGUUUUAGAGAAUAUAUUGUUUUUCUCUUGACAAACAAGUUUUCAACAUUAGAAAAAAGUAUAGAAAAAAAAACCUUCAAUUGAUGAUUAUGUUUUUUUUAGAGUUUCUCAAUUUAACAAUAACACACUUCUUUUUCACUUUGCUUCAAAAAGGAGACAACAAGUAAAACGACACAAAGUUAAGCAAUAGUCAACAUAACAAUACACAAAAAUCUAUAAAUUAAGCAACACUUCGAAGGUUGAUCUCAGGCCUUCCUCAAUAGGUGAAGCAGUUGUUUAUCAGGGUUGCUUACGAAACAAUUUAUUGUUUAACAACGAUGUUCCCGUCCAUGCCAUUGGAACGGUCGGUACCUACUAUUUUAGUAAUUUUUACGAUAUUUUCUUAUCGUUAUUUCAGUGAGCCAUGAAGGUAAUUGAAAACAAAAAGGCGACUGUCCUAUGGAAUGUGUUAAAUAGUAUAAUUGAAAAUUUAUAUAAGCAGUAAUUUCUAUCCCUGAGUUAUUACUGUUACAUAAUUCCUUCUUGUACAGGACAGUAUUGUAUCUUAUCAAUCAGUAUUUAGUUAUGAUGUUUUAUUUGUAAUUCUGAUUGGAUGUUGUUUUAUAUUUUAUCUUUUGUGGUUUUCAUUUUAUAUUUAUUUUCUAUAUAGACUUUUGUUCAUAUGUAAAAAAAAAUAAAAAAUAAUACAAUUAAUUACACCAUCACUAACAUUAUUCUAAAUUGAUAUGCUUGUUAUUUUUUGAAAAUACAUCAAAUAACACCAUUACAAAAUAAAUCCCGAUUUAAUAUUCAUUUUUUUAGAAAUUUACCCGUGACGUCACUUUUUGUGGCGUAAAUACAUUCGUGUGACGCGCAGUUCAUACUUCUAUUUUGUUGCAUUCUGUACUUUUUUAAACAAAUUUUAGGUGUUCGUUGUUACUCUUUGGUUUACAUGUCAAAAUGUACUAUUGUAUUAUUCAUUUAUGUAUUUCUGUCCUGAGUAAUUUUGCAUUUAUUUGUUCUGUAUAUAGUUAUCAAAGGUACCAGGAUUAUAAUUUAAUAAGCCAGACGCGCGUUUCGUCUACAUACGACUGAUCAGUGACGCUCAGAUCAAAACAGUAUUUCUGUCACGUAAUGUUGUCAUUUUAAGAGUAUUUUAACAUUGCCAUUACAGCUGGAGAUUUUGCUCGUCAUUUAUACAGGUUCACAAUUGUUCUUCAAAAUGUCAUGUACCAAGCCAGAAAAAAUGGCAUUUAUUAUUAAACAUUUCGUUUCUAUGUAUGUAGGCGUCUGUUUUUAUAGCAAUUAAGUGCUUCUGUUUUUUCGUCGUUUUCCCUUGUAUGGUCGGUGUGUUUCCCGCGGUUUUGUUUUGUGACAGGUAUUAGCUCGUUUCUGUUUCUGUUCAUCGGUUGUUUUCUUUGUAUAGUUAAUGUGUUUCGGUUUUAGUUUGUAACCUGGAUUUUGUCUCUCUUAAUCGGUUCAUGAUUUUGAACCGAUGUAUACUACUGUUUCCUUUAUUUAUACUAAAUAUGGUAUUUACUGUUUUAAUAAUGAAUAUUCUUAUGUGCAUGAGAAUGAAUGUGUUGCUCUAGUCAAAGAAGUUAUAUGUUCUUUACAGCCUUAAUAGUUUUGUAUUGCCUUUUUAGAUAUAAAGAAUAUUUUCGAAAAAGAAGCAAUUCGCAGGUUAAAUUAUCAAUCUACUCUGUCAGCAGAAAUGGUUUCUAAAAUUAGUUAGUUCGCACUGUUACACACUAAGGUGUUAAUUUAACUAUCGCAUUUUUUGUUUUUAAUUAUUUUAUUUUUUUUCAAAAACACAUUUCAGCGGAGUAAACAAUUCAAUUCUUUUUUAAUUGUUUUUUUUGAGAAUCAUUUGUCCUUUAAACCAGAUAAUGUUUUGCUAAAACCACAAAGCGUGGACAGUUAAGUGAUUUUGCAUUUUCCUUUACAACUUAUUCAAAUUCUGAUGAAACUUGAUAAAAUAGAGUUUACCACUAUUAAAAUCUCAAUAACGUUUUAAAAAAAUAUAAAUGUAAAAUAUCAAAGGGAGAAGUGUGAUCCAAUUGGACGAUGUCAAGUCUAUUCUAAGACAAUUAUUAUUUUAUUUGUUACAAAGU